AUGUAUGAUCAUAAUUCCUUCUUUGAUUUGUUCUUUUCAAUAUUUCUGUUAUCAUUUACAAUAUUCAAAAAUACAAAUUUAAAUAAAAUACCAAUUUGGUUAUUUCUCCCUAUCUGUUUAUUUUUAUUUUCUAUAAAUGGAUGUCUUUUAAAAUAUUUAAUUGAAUUAUUACAUAAUUGGAUGGCCCCACACGAAUUUGCUUUUGCAAAUGGAUUUUGUGGAAAAAUUGAAAGAGCGGUUAGCGGUGUGGAUAUACACAUUGAGGAAAUUAAUAAUGAGGUAAUGGAGGGUUUUAAAUAAUUUUUUUUAAUUUGUGAAAGAUUUUUUAUUGACUUAUUUUUAUAUUCCCAAGGAUUUUCUGUUC
This is a messenger RNA of Meloidogyne enterolobii, 364 nucleotides long. The record is from the annotation of a GenBank genome assembly. Lineage: Eukaryota; Metazoa; Nematoda; Chromadorea; Rhabditida; Meloidogynidae.